CACAACACAGAAAAUAUUCAAAUAAAAUGAUUGGGCAUGUGUUUUAUGUAUGUGAGGGUGCUUCUGUUUCCCCAUUCCCACUUAAUCCUCUCCCAUCCCCCUUCACUCAGCUCCGCACUAUCCUCUGUGCAUCUGAAUGAUUCUGUCACGGGGGUCUCUCUCCUCGCGCCCCAUCGCCUCAUUUCUCUUCAUAGAUGAUUAUUCUGCUGGAGGAGAAACAUUUGAUUUGUCUCGAGCUCCAUCGCGAUCGAGUGUUUAUGGGGGAUUUUGAUCAGAGAGGCUGAAACUGAGCAACUUAACAUGCUGGCACUUGUUCAGUCUGUAUUUGACAUGCAGAUGCGCUGAAUGAUGAAACUGGAUUGAGCUCUGAAUCAUUUGACCAUGGCAUGACACUGAUGAUGUCUGGAAUAAAAGCGAUACAUUGGAAGUGACGCGACGUUUGGCCGUCGGUGAGCAGCUGCGACGCGAUGUUUGCUGUUACAGUGUCUCAGCUGAGCACUGAUAAAUAAAUAAUGCUACUGGAUCAGCUGCGAAACUAUCAGAGGAACACUGUUAAACUUCAGUACAGGAAUAUACAGAACAAAUACAAAUACAGAUCUCACUGACUGCACCAGUUCCUUCGGUUUGAAUACUGGACGUAAAUCUCAGAUGACUGGGAUGUUUUGAACUGGCCUCAGCAGACUAGAGGAUCCUGCAGGAUAAGCAUCCACAUGCUACUGAGAGGAACAGAGACACGGGAGGAUGUCAACAGAGGCAGAACUUCAAGCCCACGUCAAAGUCAGUGUCAAGAAGGAGUCCAGAAGACGAGGUCACUUCAGAGGUCGGGAUCGCAGCGAGCAGGCCCUGAUUCAGCACUUCAGGGGCGACGGCGUCCGGUACAAGGCCAAGCUGAUUGGGAUUGAUGACGUGACGGCCACACGCGGAGACAAACUGUGUCAGGACUCCAUGAUGAAGCUGAAGGGCAUUGCUGCUUCAGCCCGCUCGAAGGGGAACCACAAACAGAGAAUCUUCUUGACUGUGUCUUUUGGUGGAAUCAAGAUUUAUGAUGAGAGAUCAGGGGUCUUACAGCACCACCACUCUGUUCAUGAAAUCUCCUACAUUGCCAAAGACACAAGGGACCAUCGCGCCUUCGGCUACGUGUGCGGGAAAAAAGGCAACCACAAAUUUGUGGCAAUCAAGACCAGCCAUUCGGCAGAGCCAGUUAUACUGGACCUGCAUGACCUUUUCACCCUCGUCUAUGACAUCAAAAAGAGGGAGGAGUCACAGGAAAAGGCUCAGAAGGACAAGCACUGUGAACAAGCCAUCUAUCAGACGAUUCUGGAAGAUGAAACUGACGAUCCGGUGUAUCAGUACAUUGUGUUUGAAGCCGGACACGAGCCCCUCCGUUUCCACCAAUCAGAGGAGACCGUUUACCAGGUCCCCACAAGUCAUCAGAAAGACGGGAUCUAUGACGUUCCAAAACACCAUCUUAUGACUAAUAUAAACCAGUUUGAUAUUUUUGGUGACAUGGCGACCCCCCCAGACAUCCUUUCUAUGCCAGCGUCACCAGCUACUGCACUGGAUCCUGGAAGAAGGCGACGUCAGAACCGCCCAGAACUCUUCACCCAUUUUAGCCCACCGGCUGUGCCCUCAGGUUAUAUGACCAUGGGUGCUAUCCAGGCUGCUCACUGGACCCAACAGUCGCUUGCUACCCAGGCUGCUCCAAUGGCUUUUGGGGUUCAGGGACCAUUGCAGGUGGCCCAGAUGCUUCCUGGAGGUCAGCCUGUGAUCUGGGGUCAGGCUAACCUCUUCCACUCUCCAGCCACGGGCCAGCAGCAAUGGGCCUUCGUACCAGCCCAGACAGUUGGCAUGGGGGCGCAUCCGAUUCCAGCCGCAGUGCUGCAGGGUAUGGUCCCCAUAGCUGCCAUGCGCCCCCACUCCUGUGAACCUCCUGAGACUUCAUCAAACAUUAUAAGUCCUCAGCACUUAGUAGACUCUACCGUACGGCAAAGUGGAUCUAAGCAUGCCUUAAACAAGGACCCCCAGGAGGAAGCAAUAGUUAUUCAAAUUAGCACAGACAAACAUGACGCCGCACAGUCCUCUGGGAAACAGGAAAUGGACUGCUGUGGUGAGCUUGAUCUUUCACAGUUGAGAUUGACUUCAGAGUCAUCAAUAUCACCAUCCCCAACUGAUUCUUAUUCUACUCCUGGUCUGGAGCAGGAAACCAUGUCCCCAGCAGCUGCCUCCUCAAUAGAGUCAUCGCUCCUGACUGCAAAAGACAGUUUAGUCAAUAUGCCACAAGUUUUGAAGGCUUGUGCUCAAACUCUUAGCACUGAUAAGAUAUCACCAGAUGCUCAGAUAAACCUUCAAGGCUCUUCACAGCUGGAUAUCCAAAGAGAGAUGUCUUCUGGGAAGAAUGUCUAAACAUACAGAAGAGCACUGAGAAAAUCCAGAAAUCACAGUGAUACAGCUGGGACUUAAUUUUGUGUGAGCUCUGUGGGACAUUUGACAAAUACUAAUAACUGAUAGAAAGUAAAAUCUAUUUUAAUAAAGGAAGUGCACCUUUAGUUUGCGAUGGACUUGAACAUUGGCUGUCUACCAGUAGCCACUAACUAUUCUGAACUACUUCAGAAAUGAAAUAUUUUUUUGUAAAAUAAUAAAAUGUCACAAUAUGAGAAAUUGGACCAGUGAAAUCAAAGUUUAACUGUGAUGGUCAUUUGAUGGACUUGGGGAUUGAUUUCUGUUGUCAUUUCUAAUGCACAAAAUUACCUGAGAAGCUGUGUAGUUGCAUUCUACAUCUGGAGAAGCCAAAAACAUUGAUUAAAAUCAUGUUGUUUUGCUUUUUCUUGGAAGGAAUUGUAUUGGAUGUUGAUAUUGUGAUAAGCCUUUUCUUAAAGAAGAAGAAGGAAAAAAAACCUUCAAUGACCAUCUGCAUGGCUUUGUUUUUUUUUUUUUUUUGAAAAGCAACUUUUAGAUUUUAUACAAUGACAUAUUAUUUAAAAAGGAACAUUUUUAAAUAAUGUUCAAAUAAUGUGUGUAUUAUGAUACUGUCAAUGUUUUUGAAUGACAAAAUGUAUUUGUUGAAUUUUAAAUCUCUGUUCUAGAGCUUAUGUUAUAAUAUUUGCUUCACAGUGUUGCAAGCUCAGUGCAGCUCAUAAGCAAUACUGUAAACUGUACCUUUUCAGGUUUGAUGUUUAAUAAUUAUUUUUGCCUCAUUAUUUGUGAAUCUUUCAGAAUAGAAGGUCCAUACCAAGGGCUACAACGUUCACUCGAUCAAGAAGUGUUGUAGACAAAGUGUUGUUUGUAU
Messenger RNA from Cyprinus carpio (common carp), 3286 nucleotides. RefSeq names its product disabled homolog 1-like. The record is from RefSeq and is a predicted model, not a curated record. Gene Ontology annotation, biological process: ventral spinal cord development; lateral motor column neuron migration. The transcript is spliced from 15 exons. NCBI's taxonomy places the organism in Eukaryota, Metazoa, Chordata, Actinopteri, Cypriniformes, Cyprinidae. The coding region runs from base 742 to 2403 and encodes 553 amino acids.